AUGCCUUCAGUAUUCCAGCCCCUACAGCAUGACCUUAAGGAUGGCAUAGCUGAUGAUGCUACUGAACUCAAUUAUUCUUCUGAGGGGCAGACUGACAGAGCCCAUCCUAUUGCUCAUGAUAAAGAUUAUCGAUCUUCGAAAUGGCAUCGAUAUAAUAAAGAAGGCAGUAUGCAACAAACCCGUCCAGUAGCCAUCUUUUGCCCUGCCUUCGUAGAGCAGCAUGGGUAA
Molecule: messenger RNA, 228 nt
Organism: Nezara viridula (southern green stink bug)
Lineage: Eukaryota; Metazoa; Arthropoda; Insecta; Hemiptera; Pentatomidae
Source: the annotation of a GenBank genome assembly